Messenger RNA from Funneliformis mosseae, 624 nucleotides. The record is from the annotation of a GenBank genome assembly. NCBI's taxonomy places the organism in Eukaryota, Fungi, Glomeromycota, Glomeromycetes, Glomerales, Glomeraceae.
AGCUAUCUACAGAUUCCUUGGAAUCUUCUGCGACUAACGAUUCUCAUGAUACUCUCAUAGAAAUCGACGAUAAAACAUCCAACGAUAUCAAGAUUUUCGACGCGCAUUCGAACGUGCUUCGCAAAAGAUGCGAAUAUUUCAAGGUCGCUUUAUCAGAAAAAUGGGCUACAAAGGUUGAUGAUAAGUAUAGGCUUCGAUUGGACGUUUCAUCCGAUGCCUUCAAGAUAAUCUUAAACGGUAUCUGUAGCGGAACAAUCGUUUUGUACAAUCCGGAUACGGAUCUUUUGAUGGAAUUGAUGUUGGUAUCUGACAUCCUACUUCUCCAUGGAUUUUUCGACAUUUUAAGAUCCAAAUUGGAUCAAAAGAAGGAUAAGAAUAAGGAAUGGCGUGAUGAAGAUAUUGUUUCCAUAUUAAAAACCUCUUAUCGAAUUCCGCUCCUUCAAGAUCUCUAUUCAUAUUGUCAAGAAAUCUUCGUAGAGAGGCCGUCGAUUUUAUUCGAUUCCCCAGCAUUUUCAUCGAUUGAUGAAGAAUUAUUGUUGUGUUUAUUAAGGCUGGACGUGAUUUACUUUCCAGAAAUCAAAAUUUUGAAUAAAUUGAUUGAGUGGGGCAUCGCGAACACCCCCG